UUGACGAAGCUGCUGGGACUCUAUCGAUUCGCUUGAUCCUGGGACUUCUUUGCAGUCAUGAUUCGGGUUUCUUUGCCCCUGUGUAUCUUACUGUUUGCGCUGCAAACUAUUGCUGUGGUGAAGGCCAACUCUGGAGACAAGCUGAUAAGAAGAAAAAGAGUAUGGCUUCCCCCAACAAAAAAUCUGACAGAAAAUGUAGACUACACUAAAGAGCGCUCCGUUGCCUGGAUUCAUUCAGAUUAUGAUGAUGGCAAAGGGAAUAUUGACUACUCUCUAGAAGGCAUCGGUGCAAGCCAAUAUCCCUUCCAUGUGUUUGUAGUCGACCCUAAAACUGGAUACGUUCGUGUUACCAAGGUGCUUGACAGAGAGCUCAUCGAUAUGUACAAUCUGUCAGGUGUUGCUAAGUACAGGAAUGGCAUCCGAGCAGAGGACGACGUUCCCGUACGAUUUAAGGUUAUAGAUCAGAAUGAUAACGCUCCUGUAUUUGGAGUCAUCAAGCCGGGGGAGGUGAAUGAGCUCAGUGCUAAAGACACUUCAGUUAUGAAAAUAACUGCAACUGAUGCUGAUGAACCAGGGAAUAAGAACUCCAAGAUCGCCUACAGCAUCGUAAAUCAGAACCCACCUGAUGACAUGUUCUACAUGUCCAAGGAUGGGACCAUCUAUGUCAAAAAUUCUGCCCUGGACAGGGAGAAAGUGGAUCAGUACACUCUAACGGUGAAAGGUCAAGAUUUAAACGGUGAACCAGGGGGACUGAGUGGAAUCACCACUGUUACUAUUAAUGUCAUAGAUGUGAAUGACAACCCUCCUACUCUGGAAAAAGAGAAGUAUGAGGGCAGCAUUGUGGAGAACACAGAUGGCAUCGAGGUGAUGAGGAUCAAAUCAAAUGACCUGGACCUGAAGGGCACAGACAACUGGGAAGUUGUGUAUGAUAUUGUGACAGGCAAUGAGGCCGGGUACUUCAGCAUUGAAACAGACCCCAAAACCAACGAGGGCAUUCUAAUGCUCGACAAGGCCGUGAAUUAUGAGGAUGUGAAGGACCUUGACCUAGGAAUAGCUGUGAGGAACAAGGCUCCACUAUAUGAUGGAACUGGGGGAAAUGCGGAAGUUGAUAUAAGUUUAAGUGGAGAAGAAGCAACAGGGGCAACUGGGGGAGCUGCAGGGACAGGGGGAACUGCAGGGACAGGUGGAGCUGCGGGAACAGGGGGAACUGGAGGGUCAGGGGGAACUGGAGGGUCAGGGGGAACUGGAGGGUCAGGGGGAACUGGAGGGUCUGGGGGAGUAACUGCCACUGGUGCUGGAGCUGGGUCUGGAGGAUCAACGGGGCAAAUUGGAACCACACUUAAAACCUAUCCAAUCAAGAUCAAUGUGAUAAACCAGCCCGAGGGCCCAGCUUUUGACCCAGAGGUCAAAGCUAUUCCCAUAUCAGAGGGAGGCCAGCCCAUUGACAUCAACAAGGUUAUUGCCACCUACCCAGCAAUAGAUCAAGACACUGGAAAACAAGCUGACAAUGUCAGGUAUGCCAAGGGCUCAGAUCCUGCCAACUUGCUCACCAUCGACCCAGAGACAGCUGACAUCAAACUGAAAAAAAGGCCUGAUAGAGAAUCUCCAUACCUGGUCAAUGGGACAUAUUUUGCUAAAGUACUUUGCAUUUCAGAAGACAUGCCUGGUAAAACAUCCACCGGCACAAUAGCCAUCCAGGUAGAAGAUUUUAAUGACCACUGCCCCACCCUGACCAGUAACGUCGAGACUGUGUGUAUCCCACAUGAUGCUGUUUUGGUGAAUGCCAGAGAUGAUGAUUUAUUCCCCAACGGGCCACCUUUUGACUUUGUCAUCAUCCCAGAAGGCACUCAGGGCAAAUGGCAGGUGGAGCAUUUAAAUGAAACUGCAGCUAUCCUGAGAGCCCAGGAGACCCUAUGGCCUGGUGUCUAUGAGGUGCAAUUUGUGGUGAAGGAUCAGCAGGGAGAGGCCUGUCCAGAACCACAGAAAGUCGCAGUCCACGUUUGUGAAUGUGAAGAUGGGGUGGUGUGUAGGGAAGCCAGCAAAGGAGCAAAGUUAGGACCUGCAGGCAUAGGUCUGCUUUUCCUGGGCCUGCUGCUGUUACUGCUUCUUCUUCUGUUGCUGCUCUUCUGCCAAUGUGGAGGGGCUGCAGGGCUGCCAGGGGGCUUUGCUGAGUUGCCUUUUGACACCAAAUCACACCUCAUUAACUACCACACUGAGGGCCAGGGGGAGAACACGGAGGUGCCACUACUGAGCAUGCCAACGCAAAUGGACGGAAAUAUGGGCAACAUAACUAUGGGCAUGGCAAACAAUACUUCAGCAAUGCAAACUAUGGGAGGUUUGGAUUUCCGGAAAUCCAUCACUUCUAUGGAUGGGAUGAACGGGGCCGGCUAUCAAGGAGAUUUUACAACUGAACAUAGAGAAGAAACAUUUGGGAUGAUGAACCAGCCGAGUGGCAGUGGCUUCUACUCUGAGUUUGAGAGCAGAGAAACAGAAUUUUAUGAUGGCAUGGCUCUUCCAGGCUACUUCCUGGAACAGUACUACACUCAGAAGGUGAACAGUGGAAACGAGAAUCUUGGAGCAAAGGACAACUAUUUGGUUUAUGACUAUGAGGGCCAGGGCUCUCCUGCUGGCUCAGUGGGCAGCUGCAGCCUCCUGGAGUCUGACAAUGACCUGCAGUUCCUCGAUGACCUUGGGACGAAGUUCAAGACCCUGGCUGAGUUGUGCGAAGGCAAGAAGAUCCCGACUGAAGUCAAACAAGAGUCCACUCCUCUGCCCAGUGCCUCCAUUAAUACCCAGACCUCAGUAUCAAGUUUGAUGGCUGCCCAGCAGCUGCCCACUCCAAAGCCGCCCAUUCCACAGCUGUCCCCUCCACCCAAGCUGCAGCCCAGCAUCACCCAAACAGGGCAAACUCUGGUUAAAGAGACAUCUGCGCAUACUCAAAUGGUGAAAGAAAGCUUUGCCACUUUGAGGGAAGGGAUGACUACAGUGAAAGAAGGGAUGGCAAAUCGAGGUCAGAUGCUCCUACUACAGCAGCAGCAGCCUAUCUACUACACCACCACCCCCGUACUGCAGCCAAUGCAAUACAUAGUCCAGCCACAGUUUCAGAACACCGUGCUGCUGGCUGAAGCACCAGCCACCAACCUGCAGGGCAUGGUACUGGUUAAUGGCACCCAGGCUGGACCUGCCCAAGGCAUGGUUGUUCAGGGACAGACAAUGAUGUCCAACGGACAUGCCCAAGGCCCCCACAUGGUGCUGGUGGAGGGGAGCGGGGCCAACCUGAUCCCCACUGGCAACAUCACUGGAGCCCAGACCAUGAUGGUGGUAGGGGACAAGGUCCCUUCAGGGUCAGUGAAAGGCCUGAAAGGGAGCCUUGUGCAGGGGGGCACUCUGCAGCCAAGAGGGCUUUCAGGAUCUCAGACAGUCCUGGUGGUCGGCAGUCCAACAAGCAGCGGAGGGCAGCUGGUCCAGGAGGCAGGAAGUCUGUCCCAAAUGAGUGACAUCUCUGGCUCUCGAAGCACCCUCUACCGCAGCACAUCCAUUGGUGCCCACAGCAGCUUGAUGGGUUCCCCUUCCACCACAGUGAGCACAACCCCCACCUACCGCAAGGUGGUGGUGCAGCAGGAGGAAUUCACUGAAUGAUGAUGUCGUAAAAGACUUUUUUUUUAAAUGCAAUUCAAACUUCUGGCAAAGCAACCUCUCAAGUAUUUUCAGGUAAUUUGUGCGUUGAUGUCAGUUUAUUGGUGGAGGGUGUGCUGUAGCAGUGUCACUAGAAGUGAAGCUACAUGUAUCUGUGUGUUCAUUUACCACAGCUUCUCAGUUACACCAACAUAUGCACCCAAACAGCAAGUUAUUGCACUGUAAAACCUAACUUUUUGAUUUAAAAAAUACAUUUAUAUCCACAGUUUUCUGGGAAGAAUAUUUUUUACAAUAUAGACUUUGGAUCCAAACACAUAAUUGCCAAAACUUUACCGAAGGUAUUUUUCUUUCCACUGUUGUGUUGUGUUUUUUCUUUUGUGUGUUGUUUGCUUUGAUUACUCAUUUUGUGUCCUUUUGUCUGCCAGCAGCAUGGCAGCAUCAGUCUGUUGGUCCACUAAUUUGGUCCAGACUGAUUCGUCUCAACAACCAUUGGAUCAGGGUCAUGAAAUCUAUAUAGACAUUUUUGGAACUCAGAGGAUGAAUGGAUUUGGUGAUCCUCCUGAGUAGCGCCACUAUGAGGUGAAAGUUUUCACUUACCCUGUUAAAUAUUGUAACAUCUUAUAGAAACAGCAAACAAUUUAAUGGACCAGUAACUUUUAUUAGCGCUAUUAUCAGGUCAAAAAUAUAAAUUUGUCCAAUAUGGUAAACAGAUGGUGAUCAAGCUAAACAUACCAGCAUGUCAGUAUCAUCACUGUGAUCAUGUUAGCAAGCUGAUGCUAGCAUUUAGCUCAAGACACAACUGUGUCUAUGAAAAGCCUUACAGAGCAGCUAGCUGCCCAAUUAUAUUAAUCUGUAUUUUGAAUUGGCAGCAACUGUAUACCAACUCUGCCACCUGGCUACCGAUCCUACUGCUGAUGCAACACGGGCUGAUACCCAUCUACUUUGAUCUUAUCACGUAGCUAAAAAGAGCAGGCUGUAGCUUAAAGUAGAUUAAAUGGUUAACAAUCUUACAUGAUACAUAAAGCAAGUUAGGAUUUGCAUGUUUCGGACAACUGAGGCGGCAGCUGCAGCUGUUGGCUGUCUGAAAGCACAUUUAGUCUUGCCUUCUAUCAGGGCUUGUUUUUCCUUGCAGCAUGCACAGUAUUUUCUACUGAAUUACUUUGUGAAUACCAAAUACAAAUGUAACUUACUUUAAUAGCAGCUUGUGAUCAAUGUUAAAUUUUCCUGUCAACAUGAUCAGUUCUAUUAUUUUUUCCUAAUAAUGCAAAAAGCAUGGGACAAAUGAGUUAGUGAAUGUUGCUCAGACCAUACUGUGGGUUAUGAAGGGGUAAGCUUUGCAUAUUAUUUCAAAUAAAGUGUCUCUGUUGUGAUAUAACAGUCUGUUACUCAUUGAGAGGCCAUGUUUUAUAUAACUGGCAUUAAAAUUAGGAAUGGUUCAAAUGUGUCACUGACUGUACAGCAGAUAAUUGGAAUGUUUGUUACACCUUGUUUCAUUAAUACUCCUUAUUAGUGAUCAGUGUAACAGGCUGUAGCAGUAGUUUAUUUUGGUCAUUUUCAAACUUAUACCAAAUAUACUUAAGAAAAAAAGAAAUUGUAAUUAAUUGUAAUUGUAAAUUGCAAAAAUUGUAAAAGCUUCUCAUCACUGAUGAAACCACAGCUUUGCACAAGUAACCUGACCAGCUGUUCAGAUUUUUGAGAUGUGUGAAUUUAAACAUGCAUCUAAUGGUGAGGGAGAAAACACCCACCUCAUCAUGUGGCUACAGUAUAAAAUACAGAAAAACAUACUGUAGUACACAUACUACAGGACAACAAAACCUUAACUAACACAAAGAAAACAAACCAGCGGCCAGAUUACAAAGCACAACCAGAAUAUUUAGAAUAUUUGAUUCAGCACAGUCUUGAUUUUAAUGCAGUGAUUACAUGGGUGAGAUUAACUUGUUGAAACUGCUCCUGUUUAUGAGGACUGUACAGGUGAGUUUUGAAAGAGUGAUGCUAGCCAAGCUUACUGUUAGCAAUAAUUCUGUUAAAGUAGAAACACUUUAAGCAAUAUGAUGAAAAAGUGGGGGUGUUAUUAACAAGAACUAUCCAAAAAAAUUACUUCUGUUCGCUUGCACUUUGGUUUCUUGGGACCCAGCUUGAUCUUGACAUGAUUGAUAUACUUUUACACAGUUUCUAUGUUUAUGCAAUUUGAUUGUUGUUCUUAAAUGAGCUACAGUAGGUGUUUUAAUGUUGGACAAAAAGGUUUUUUACUAAUACAGUCAGGAUGCCAUGACCUUUGUCUUGUUUUGCUUGUUGUUGUUGUUGUUGUCAAUGCCAUAAAAUGGCAAAUCAUGCUAUGUUCACACGAACUGAAACUCUAAAAGACUAUUGGACUGAGCAGCAAAAAAAAAACAAAAAAACAUGUACUUUGGAUUGAUCACUGCCACGUCAUUGUAUUGGUGUCUUGUAAACCCAUGGGGGUUGGGCACAUUUUUGUGUGCAAGACAAACAAAAGACAAAUCGUCAUCAUCAUCAUCAUCAUCAUCAUCAUCAAAAGCAAUUCAGCCCUUCAGAACAUGAAAUUUCAGUUGUGUGUGUAAUGUAUUAAUUAUCUGUGUUGUGUGAGGUUAAGAAAAAGUGGUUCAUUUAUUAUGAUGCAGACAGGUGCUCAUGUGUUGGAAUACAUUUUGACAUAAUAUGUCUUUUAGGGAUGUCUAAUGGGAAGAAUUUAUCUCAUGCUUGCCCUUUUUAAUAAAUUCUUUCACAGAACA
Molecule: messenger RNA, 6386 nt
Organism: Epinephelus lanceolatus (giant grouper)
Lineage: Eukaryota; Metazoa; Chordata; Actinopteri; Perciformes; Serranidae
Product: desmoglein-2.1-like
Biological process (GO): homophilic cell-cell adhesion
Cellular component (GO): desmosome; plasma membrane
Molecular function (GO): calcium ion binding
Source: RefSeq, a predicted model, not a curated record